Moneuplotes crassus is the source of this 1124-nucleotide messenger RNA. Lineage: Eukaryota; Ciliophora; Spirotrichea; Euplotida; Euplotidae. The record is from the annotation of a GenBank genome assembly.
AAUGAGUAUUAGAAGAAAGCAGCUUGAGAGGAGGAGAGAAGGCAUGGCUAAUUCUAUGAGCCAGGCUUCUAUUAGUCAUUUUAAGGAUAAUAACAGGAUGCUGUGCAGCCCUGAUAGAAGUAAGAAUGCUCAUAGAAACUUUUUGAACUCAGCUGUGAGAGUCUCUUCCAAUCAUAGAGUUGACCAGAGUUGUUCAAACUUCUCAGACUCUAAGAAAGUUUUAAAUGUGUCCCAGCCUGUUAGUCCCAUCUCUAGAGGAGCUGUCUCGCCUGGGACAAGGAACAGAUUAAAUAAAUCAGUCAGGGUAAAGUCUUCAGCUAGUGUGAUUAGCUCUACCAGCAGCAAAGACUUCGUGAAUAUUAGAGCUAGGCCUAUAAUAAUUUAUGACACUAAGCCAAAGUUUGAUCCCAACAAGUUGGAAUAUAUGGUCAAACCGACUUUCUUCAAAAAGACAAGGACAACAACUAUGAAAGGGAAAUUAAAUGAUUCAUGGCUUGAUAUCGAAACUAAGAAGAGAUCCCAUGCUCCUGACCCUGGCCAUUACACUGUCAAAGAAAAGACUGUUAAUAAGAUGAAAUUUUUAAAAGGUAAAAGAGUGACCCAGAUACAGGAAUAUGUGAAACUUAAUAAAUGGAAGCUGGCUCCAGGUGCUCAUUUUAAGAGCAAGCCACAAAAGUCUUCAUCGUUAGCAAAUAAGAAAGGGAUAAUGCAUUCAAAAGUGAAAAGAAUGGGAUAUAUUGAUGAAGCUAUUGCUAGAGGACAGCAAAGUCCUUCUUACAUUUAUAAAAAGGAUAGCAAACAGACUAAAAAGAGACAGAUUUAUGGUGAUUUUUCUAAGGGAGUUCAAAGAAAAUCACAAUUUAAAACAAAGAAGUCUAAGUCAGGACCUGGGGAUUAUAAACAUGUAGAGGCAUUUUAUAAAACUCAAGAGAAAACCCGAUACUGUGUAUUUUCAAAAGGACAAAAAUCUACUAAAACAGCUUCGAAAAGAUACGAAGUCCCUGGAGUAGGAAGCUACCAGAAGGUUGAAAGCGGCUUCAAUCGAUUAAGUCCAAAGCCACUUUCUCUGAGGAGAAAGAGGUGUUAAAAUAUGAGCUAAAUUUUCAAAUUCAAUUUUUGUACAA